AUGGAGGAUGGGUUCAAUGGUGGCUCAGGAAUCAAUGGUGGCUACCAGAUAUCAAGCCAAGUGAGGGAGAGAUAUGGGCAGCAGAAGGCAUGGAUGGAUUCAUUUCGUCGAGGCUCCCGGUCGUAUGUGGAACCGGUUGUUCCGGGUGUUACGGAUUUGGACAACCCUCUCCACACCUCCCUCUUCCCACCUUACGUCGAUUCUAGCGUUGAGUUCUCGUUUCUGUUGAACUCGUGCCUUGAUGUAUUCGAGAUACGUCAGAAGCAAACCUCGGUUGAUCAGGACCUAGGCCUGUUACACGCUGUGGAUGAGCGAUUAGCAGCAUAUGGCUGGCUUACUACGACCGGAGUGAAGCUGCUCGUGGUGGUCGACUUGAUCGGACAGGCAGUGUCUUCUAAUAACGAAGGCCACAAAGUCUCUUCCGCGAAUGGUGUGAAGGAAUCGGAUCUGAGGCCGGUCUUUCGAGCUUUACAAAUGGCAUAUAUACAACUUAUACAGAAUCCGUUCUACUCCCCAGAUGGCCAUGGCCACGCAGUGAAAAUGACUACCCCGGCCUCAGAUUCCUUACCAAUAACCAAUUCUAAAUUCAUCUCUGAAGUAAAGCGCAUUGGCAACUCCUGGGUGCCAGGUGCGGCUUUACUGUGA
Aspergillus affinis is the source of this 645-nucleotide messenger RNA. RefSeq lists its product as uncharacterized. The record is from RefSeq and is a predicted model, not a curated record. Gene Ontology annotation, cellular component: nucleus; TRAPP complex; cytoplasm. Bases 1 to 645 code for a protein of 214 amino acids. NCBI's taxonomy places the organism in Eukaryota, Fungi, Ascomycota, Eurotiomycetes, Eurotiales, Aspergillaceae. Gene Ontology annotation, biological process: endoplasmic reticulum to Golgi vesicle-mediated transport. The transcript is spliced from 3 exons.